CCUCCUCCUCCCCCCUCUGGUAUAUGCGCACGAUAACAGUCCACCACCACCACCACCAAUACCCCCUGGGCUUCCUCCUACUCUGCGCCCUCCUCGCUCUCCGUGCGCCGGUCGCGCACCUCCCUAGCCCGCGCCGCAUCCCUCUCCUCCUUCCCACCACCCCCACUCAGAUCUCACCACCUCCCCCAAAUCUCACCGCCAUGUCCAAAGCUCGCGUCUACGCCGACGUCAACGUCCUCCGCCCCAAGGAGUACUGGGACUACGAGUCCCUUACCGUCCAGUGGGGCGAUCAAGACGAUUACGAGGUGGUGAGGAAAGUAGGGAGGGGGAAGUACAGCGAGGUUUUCGAGGGUAUGAACGUCAAUACCAACGAGCGCUGCAUCAUCAAAAUCCUCAAGCCGGUCAAGAAGAAGAAGAUUAAGAGGGAGAUAAAGAUUCUGCAGAACCUGUGCGGGGGGCCGAAUGUGGUGAAGCUGCUGGAUAUUGUGAGGGAUCAGCACUCGAAAACUCCCAGUUUGAUUUUCGAGUUUGUUAAUAGUACUGAUUUCAAGGUCCUGUACCCUACGCUGACCGAUUAUGACAUCCGGUACUACAUAUAUGAGCUCCUCAAGGCAUUGGACUACUGCCAUUCUCAAGGAAUAAUGCAUAGAGAUGUUAAGCCUCACAAUGUUAUGAUAGACCACGAGUUGCGAAAACUUCGCUUGAUAGACUGGGGUCUUGCUGAAUUUUACCAUCCUGGCAAGGAGUACAAUGUCCGUGUGGCAUCAAGAUACUUUAAAGGUCCGGAACUUCUAGUUGAUCUGCAAGAUUAUGACUAUUCCUUGGACAUGUGGAGCCUUGGUUGUAUGUUUGCUGGAAUGAUAUUUCGCAAGGAGCCUUUCUUUUAUGGUCACGACAACCAUGAUCAGCUGGUCAAAAUUGCCAAGGUACUUGGGACUGAUGAGUUGAAUGCUUAUCUGAACAAAUAUCAUUUAGAGCUUGAUCCUCAACUGGAUGCGCUGGUUGGGAGGCACAGCAGGAAGCCGUGGUCAAAGUUUAUUAAUGCAGACAAUCAGCAUCUAGUCUCUCCAGAGGCCCUUGAUUUUCUGGACAAACUUCUUCGGUAUGAUCAUCAAGACAGGCUAACUGCAAAAGAAGCCAUGGGUCAUCCGUACUUCUCCCAAGUGAGGGCAGCAGAAAGCAGCAGGAUGCGGACACAAUAGCUUCGAUAACAUAGUCCCAUGUACGGCCCAGAAUCAUGCUACUUGGGAGUGUAUUGUAUACUUGAUAAUCACUGUUGGAUUAUCAAGUUGGCAGUUUAAGUUUAUUGAGAUUGCUGAAUGGGAUUUUACUGUAUGAUCUUCCAGAUACUGGCUUUGUUUCAUAGAUAUUCAAUGAAGUAUUUGAAGCAUAUUUCCCCUCUUAA
Argentina anserina (silverweed cinquefoil) is the source of this 1405-nucleotide messenger RNA. Its product is annotated as casein kinase II subunit alpha-2. Bases 24 to 1202 code for a protein of 392 amino acids. Gene Ontology annotation, molecular function: ATP binding; protein serine/threonine kinase activity. NCBI's taxonomy places the organism in Eukaryota, Viridiplantae, Streptophyta, Magnoliopsida, Rosales, Rosaceae. The record is from RefSeq and is a predicted model, not a curated record. The transcript is spliced from 10 exons. Gene Ontology annotation, biological process: regulation of cell cycle; peptidyl-serine phosphorylation; peptidyl-threonine phosphorylation. Gene Ontology annotation, cellular component: protein kinase CK2 complex; nucleus; cytosol.